Molecule: messenger RNA, 1551 nt
Organism: Merops nubicus (carmine bee-eater)
Lineage: Eukaryota; Metazoa; Chordata; Aves; Coraciiformes; Meropidae
Gene: FAIM2
Product: Fas apoptotic inhibitory molecule 2
Exons: 12
Biological process (GO): negative regulation of apoptotic signaling pathway
Cellular component (GO): Golgi apparatus; endoplasmic reticulum; membrane
Source: RefSeq, a predicted model, not a curated record
UACUCUGAGACCAGGAAGGGCGAGUUCUACCCAUCCUCUGCCAGCACAGUGCACCAUUGCCAUGACGACGAUGCUGGAGGCUGCCUGGAUGCAGGCAGCGCUGUCCCUCGUGUCUCCUUGGGUAUCUCCGGUGAUUUUGCAGGAUAUUGGCCACCCGAGGGCUACGUAAGGAAGAACAGGCUCUCUGUGAACAACAAACCCCCCAACUCCGAGGGGCAAGGGGAGAAGAAGGACAAUGCCACAGCUCCACCAGCUCCUCCGACCUAUGAGGAAGCGACAGCAGGAGAAGGGAUGAAGUCUGGUGCUUACCCUCCUCCCCCAUCGGUCCCACUCCACCCCAGCUGGGCUUAUGUCGACCCCAGCACCAGCCCGAGCUAUGGCAGCGGCGGGUACCCGGGGGACACGGAGAUGCUCACGACCUUCAGCUGGGAUGACAGGAACGUGCGCAGAGUGUUCAUCAGGAAGGUUUAUGCCAUCCUGAUGGUCCAGCUCUUGGUCACGGUUGUUAUUGUGGCUUUCUUCACCUUCUGCGAGCCAGUGAAGGGCUACAUCCAGACACACUCUGCCUGGUACUGGGCUUCCUAUGCUGUUUUCUUUGUGACCUACUUGAUUCUUGCUUGCUGCUCCGGACCCAGGAGGUAUUUCCCAUGGAACCUGAUCCUGCUGAGCAUCUUUACACUCUCCAUGGCUUAUCUCACUGGGAUGCUCUCCAGUUACUACAACACCAAGUCUGUCCUCCUGUGCCUGGGGAUCACGGCCCUGGUGUGCCUCUCUGUCACCAUCUUCAGCUUCCAGAGCAAGUUCGACUUCACCUCCUACCAGGGCGUCCUCUUCGUGAUGCUCAUGGUGCUUUUCUUUGGUGGCAUCAUCCUGGCCGUGAUCCUGCCCUACCAAUAUGUCCCCUGGCUCCAUGCAAUCUAUGCUCUGCUUGGUGCCAUCAUCUUCACCAUGUUCCUGGCACUUGACACCCAGAUGCUGAUGGGGAAUCGUCGGUACUCGCUGAGCCCAGAGGAAUACAUCUUUGGAGCCCUCAACAUCUACCUGGACAUCAUCUACAUCUUCUCCUUCUUCCUGCAGUUCUUUGGCUCCAGCCAGGAGUGAGUGCAGCAAGGCAGUGUCUUCUCAUUGCUGGCGAGAUGCAAGUGUUUUAAAAAAAUAUUAAAAGAAGAGGAAAAGAGGUUUAGAAACCAAUCAAACAAACCCCCCACCCUUCUGGCCCACUAGCAGGCUCCAUUCAAUCAGCUGAGCAAAGUCCCUGGGUUCCUUCUGCAGCUUGUAUAUAUGCUGUUAGGCCUUUGUGACCCAGAAAGCAAAGCAGGGCUUCAGUGUUGUCUCUUCUGUUCCCUCCACUCCUACUGAGAUCAAACCAGAUCAGAGACUGGGAGGCAUGAGACCAAGAUCUUUUCCCCAGAGGCUGUCAGAGCCACCCGAGUCCUGCACAUCAGGGGACUUUGAAGUGCUGAGAACAGCUCUGCAGAGGGAAGGUAACAGUAAGGGUAGGAGAGUAAGGAAUUUUCCUAGGAUUCUGGUGAGAAAAUCAGCUGAACAGAG